Messenger RNA from Rhopilema esculentum, 3748 nucleotides. NCBI's taxonomy places the organism in Eukaryota, Metazoa, Cnidaria, Scyphozoa, Rhizostomeae, Rhizostomatidae. The record is from RefSeq and is a predicted model, not a curated record.
UCAGGUGAGGACAGUUUUGGCUAUUACUUUGCAGUGUAUUUAGAUUUGUCUCUAUUUUCUUAUUUAAUACAACUUGUAAUUGCUUACAAAAGUUGAUGAAAGUUUAUUUCUUUUUCAGAUUUUACGCGAUGCUCUCUCUCCCUCGUCAUCUACAGAGGCAUCAACAUUGACUGUUUAUGACCACACCGGGACUGAUGAAUUCGCUGUGGUUUUACAAGAAUGUGAAACGGAGAUAGCUGAUGAAGACUUUAGUGUAGGAAUUUAUUCUGUUUGUUAUCAUUUUCUACUGAGUUUCGAAUCUUUGGUUCUCUUGUCUCCAUUUUCCCUCCAAUUCUUUGCUGUAUAUCACAUUACUCUUCAGAGACAAAUAUUGAGCUUUAUCUAAUGUCAAUCCCUGAUUUUUUGUGAGAUGUUUGUUUCCUUUACCUGAUAAUCACUACCUGAUAUUAUAUGAUUUUCUUUUCUCGACAAGCAACUAAUGACAAUCUGACUGGCAAAAUAACCUUGCUGGCCUCGGGCAUAAUGUUGUUGAAUAAAAAAAUAUUUGGGAACCCCCUUUUAUCACGAUCCCCCUUUUUAUUAAUAGUUGGAUUGUAUAUCAGACCCUCUUAUCUUAUAUUACAUUUUACCAGAGGUUGCUUGCCAGACUGCUCUGAAUAGUUGUUCCAGCUGUAAAUGGUUGGGUACACAAAACAUGAGGCUGAGGAACCAGUGGCUAGCCUACAAAUUCAAGCUUCGCAAAUUAAAAACAAAGCACAAGAAAAUAGGAGUGAGAAGAGAUGAGGUGAAAGUCGCGGAGACCAUUUCUAAAUUGCCCAUAAGCAAUCAAGUACAAGAUGAAGAGACUUGUGAAAAUGAAGAAGAUAGUUACAGUGAAGAUGAGUCAGAUGACGAUUAUGAUAUUGAAAAAAGAUGAAUCAGAUGAAGGCCCUGGUGAAUUUAAUGACAGAAAUGCUGCAGAUGACAACUUUCGAUCUGAGCCUAAGUUCAUUGUCUUUCUGUCACAGCUUCUCCUUCUAUUUCAAAUAUGCCCUGUAUGCAAAACUAACGGCCCUUUGGUGACAACCCAUCAAGUUGGAACAAUGGUCGAAGUAAAAACAACCUGCUCCAACAUAGCUUGCCCAGCCAGUGAAGGUAUUUGGAGAAGCCAGCAUGAUAUCUCAAAAAUCAGAACACCGGCAGGAAAUAUGCUACUUUCAUUUGCAAUUCUUGUAGCAGGUGGAUCUGCCAGUAAAGUUUUCAGAGUGUUUCGCCAUAUGAGUCUUGGAUGCACCUCAAUUAGAACUUUUUUCAAACAUCAAAAGGAAAAAAUAAUGCCAUUCAUACUUCUGUUGUGGAAGAGACAUCAAUCAAAGCUAUUUGGUCAGUUGAAAGAGAAUGAAGAGGAGUUGAUUAUAGGUGGUGACGGUAGGCAUGACAGUAUGGGGCAUAGUGCAAAGUAGGGAGCCUACACAGUCUUUUGCUGCAAUAUCUCCAAAAUAAUUCAAUUUGCCCUUGUCCAGUGCAACGAGGUUGGGAACAGCACAGCCAUGGAAUUUGAAGGAUUCAAACGCUGUCUUGAUUUUAUAUUGAAUGAAGGAAUGCAGGUAUCAACGAUGAUAUCAGACAGACAUGUUUCCAUUGCCAAGUAGAUGAGAGAGGAAAAAAAGGACAAUACGCACUUUUUUGAUUUGUGGCAUCUUAAAAAAAGUAAGCCUGCAUUAUUAAAAUUGACAGAUUUAGUUGUCAUCUUGGCCAUUGGGGAAUUUAAAAUAUGUUGUAUGUCGUAGAUGAAUGUAAAAUUCUUUAUUUAAGUAAAAUAUUGCUAUAUUGUUACACUUAUCAGAGCUGGUCCCCCUAUUUGAUCUCGGUCAACAACCAAACAAAAAGUUGUAUCUCAGUCUUUGGUGCAUAUAGUAUUAUAAUAUAAGUUGAAAUCUAUGUUAUAUCAUAGAAAUCAGGAAGCUUUUCCAGAAUGCUGCAAACAGAAAAGGAUAUGAGGCACUGGUAGAAUGGAUCAACCCAUGUUUGAAGCAGUUUCACUGGUCAGCCACAUCCACACCUGAUGGCAACGGGAAAGUGAUUCUGGCAAAGUUUCAUUCCUUUUGCAGCAUGUCGUGAGUGAGCAUGAAAAUCUGGAUAAUCCAGUAUUUAAUAAAUUUGCACAUGCUGAGGUAAUCACACAAAGAAAAUGGCUUGAUAAAGGCACAGUCUAUAGAAUUGGGACGGUCUGGAAGCCUUUUUUUCUUUGCGAUGUCAUGUUUUUGUUUACGAAAAAUGCGGUCAUGUGGUAUCGAACGUGCACACGUAUUCGGGUUGAAGAGACGCAUGUUAUGAAAAUGAUUGUGCAUGUUGCCGGCGAUCUUGAUACAUAUUCUAUGUUCGCAUAAAUUUGCUCAAAAAUAACUGUUUAAGUGCGAGUCAGGGAUGCCUGGCAAUAAUUGUGCCUUCAAUCAUUGCGGUACAAGUCGAAGAUCGAAAGGAAUUGGGCUGCUCAAACUGCCAACUCCAAGGUCGACGAUGUUGAGACAAAGGAAUGUUGAGAAAAAGUUUUGGCUGUUCUGAAAAAAUAUCGUGUAGAAGAUGAAGGUUUCAAGCGUCAGCUAGCUGCUAAUACACUACACAUAUGUGAAAAACAUUUUCGUCCGGAAGAUAUCGAGAUAUGUAAGUGGAACUAUACUAAGUUUACUUGAUUUGUUGGUCUACAGCAAGUUCAGCGGACAUUGUGAAUCCGAAUAACAUGUUUUGCUGGAUGUCAUAUUGGAAGGGGAGCGUUUCCGGACCCUUGGUGACUUGUGAUUCGUUAAUACAACCCAAAAAACUCCUCGACAUGUACGACAUGAAGUUAAUCGACAUCCAUUUGGAUUUGCAUCGCUAACCUGUACUUUAUUAUCUGAUCGUAGUCAGGUUUUAAAAACAAAUAAUGGAAAUAUUAAAACCAGUAAAUAUGUACUUUCGAUUUUGCUUCUUAGCUACGGAAGCUUUAUGAUUUUAAUUAUUCUUGUUAUAUGCAAAUACAAUGCACAAGAUUCGUUUUAAAAUCUUGAAUUUAAUCAAUCCUAAAACCAAAUGUAAACAAAUCUUUUUAUUUAACCUAACUAGGCCCUUUUUCUUUAUGUGAGUUUAAAGGGGCUGGAUAAGAAAUUUGCCCGCGGGACGCUACGCGCACAGUUUGUGUUGAUCUUUGGGUGAAAGAUCAAUCUUGUCAUUGGAUUUUUUAUAGGAAAAUUGCCUACAGCAAUCUUUCUGCAUAGCUUUGAGCACAAGAGGAGCAAGUAGUAAAAAAAGGGAAUUGUAAAGAGGAUAGUCGUUUUUAUUAUUUUAUUGAUAUAUUUUGUACGUGCGCAUGGAGAAAAGGAAGAGGAGAAGGCCGAAUUUGACGGAGUUUGCUGCAAAGAAACAAAGACAGUCUGUUCGAUCAUGGCAAAGUUUGCACAGGAGGAUAUAUUUAACAAACCAAGUGUUUGAGCAGUGGUCCUUAUUGAAAGCAACAGGCACAUUCUCAAGUGAUUCUGUUCUUGCUUCCCACCUUAUAUCCUUGGAAUUUCGCCGGAGAGACAGGUAAUAAUCGCCUAGAUCAUGUUCCUUUUGCCAUGGCCUAGACCUGAUCUAUCAUGUAUUGACUGAAAAACCUUUUUUAAGGCAUUGUUUUAAUUUAGUAACGCUAAAAUUGAUUUCUUCUUCUGAAAUAUAAAAACUAUUGUUAUGUCAGUGUGCAUUACCUGUAGUUUACAGUAUGGAAUAGACCUUGAUCUUGACCUAACCUGUU